AUGCGACAAGCCAAGGGAUUUGCUUCACAUAAAGAGAUGGUGGAUGCUUCUAAAAAAACUGGUUGGGAUACCAAUGCUACUCAAUACAUUGAAUAUGACAAAAAAACCAUUACUACUGAUGUAAUCAAUAAGUAUGUUGAAAUGAAACCAAUAGCACAAGCUCAAAUUGAUGCUUUUACUUCCCUGAAAGAAGAAAUUACUAUUGCAGAAAAUAAGGCUCAACAAAAGUUAGAUGACUUUGAAAACCAAAUCAAAACUCUUUGCAAUAAUAAUCUGGUAGAAGUUAGAAAACAAUUCAAAGUAGUUUAUGAACAGUCUCCUGUAGAACUGAUUUGGAGAACUGAGAAAAAGCAAAUUCAGGUGAACUUCCUAAAUAUACCUCUUGAAAGGAAUUGGAUGAAAAUGGUUUUAUUGGAAGACUACACUGUUAAAAAUGAACUAAAUAAUUUCACUUUUCAAGAGUUAAGUGUGGAAGAAAAGUCAGAACUAGAACAAAUCAAAGCAUAUUUAAGUAAACCAAUAAAAAAAAGAAUUACUAAUGGUCAACUUCGCCAAGCUCUUGGUAUUGACAUUAUCCCUACCAGUCUGGUUUAUGAAUGGGGAGAUAUAGAAGGUUCAGAUAAGUUUUUCUCAAAUGCUAGUGCAAUCAAAAAUGUUGCAGAUAAAGUCAAUAACCUUUCUAAUAAAAGUAGUUUUUUAGUUUAUUUAGAAAAUAAUCUAGCCAAUGAUGCUAAUUUACCUAUUUAUCCAAAAGGCAGUGGGGAGAAUAAAGAGUUAACUUGGUUUUUCACUCAAAAGCCUAAGACAAUAUCUUUACAAUGA
Messenger RNA from Entrophospora sp. SA101, 822 nucleotides. NCBI's taxonomy places the organism in Eukaryota, Fungi, Glomeromycota, Glomeromycetes, Entrophosporales, Entrophosporaceae. The record is from the annotation of a GenBank genome assembly.